GCGCGGAAUCCACACCAGUCCGUUUCCCCGCGCGACCGACGCUGCUCCCAAAAUCUGGACCCAGUUUAUUUUUACCCGGAUCAUGAUCGAUUCUGUGUGAAGUGAAGUGCCUAUCACAUAUACACAAACACACACACAACACACAUACACAAUGCCUAUUGGUAACGUGAGCAAGGAGUCCACACCGAAGCGGGAGACCUUCAGGCCUCCGUGGGUGAAGGACAAGGACGCUGAGAAACCUCCAGAAUGGACCCUGGGUCGAAGACUGAAACCAGUGGAGACCAGUGCGAAACCCAGUGAUAAUAGUGAACCAGCGCCGAUCACUACGACCUUGAAACCUGUUUUGAAGAAGCAAUCGACCAUCAGAGACAAGGGUGAAAACGGCAUAGACGAACCCGCAGAUGACAAGCUUGUCAAGCCUUCCGCGGCCAAGUUAGCAGACAAGUCGGCUCGAGCCGGGGAUGAGAAGCCCAGAUUCACAAGACCUACACCCAAAACACCAGCGAAACCAGAAGAAAAACAAACUAAUGAUAAAGCUCCUUUAAAAACUGUAAAAACAAUAGACGAUAAGUCAAACACUACAAAUAGUAUAAACAAAAAGCCAGUAGAUAGAAAUGAAAAGUUAAAUAUUACUCCUAAUGGUAAGAACGUUCAAGAUACAAAAAAACCUGUAGCAAGUAAAGAAGACAAGGGCGAAGACACAAAAAUGGAUACGAAACCUCCCGCUGCAGCAGAUAAGGGUCCAUCGAAGCUUCCACCACGCAAGCCCUCUUUACAAAAAGCUCCAUCGAAAGACGAUGUAGCGCUAAAGAAAUGGAGAGACCCACUUCACGAACGUGUCAAAGAAAACAUCGACAAGACAUUGAACAAUGAAAUUCCUAAAGGACACACUCUAACGAAGAACGAAAGCUUAAGAAAUUUGCUAAAACCAGCACCUCCACCGAUGCCUCCGCCACCACCACCAAAGUUACCACCACCGCCCGAAUUCAAGAAAUCUCCACUAGAUCCAGACAAACUUAAGAAGAUCGAACAAUUACGCAGUAGACCUCGGAGAAGGCCAGACUGGAGUGACAUGAUGAAGGAGGUCGAGCAAGGCAGGAAACUUAAGCAUGUCGUAUGCAACGAUCGGUCCCAGCCUAUCAUUACGCGAUCAGUAGUCGUCAAAAACAAAGGACAAUUUAUAUUCGAGUCAGAAGCGCCAAACUCACACAAUGAACUCUUGAAAGAAAUAAACAAAGGAGUUAAAUUAAAGAGAGUGAAAACAAAUGAUAGAAGUAAACCUAAUUUGGAAGGCUUGAGAAAGUUCAGAAGACAAAUGACGAUAGAAGAGCAAGUUCAAAAGUCAAUGUCACAAGCUAAUCUAGCCGCAUCACCUUCUGGAACCAAUAUAGCUGAGGGACCAAUUCCAGCAGCACCUGAAGAAGAUGACAUUGAUGAGAUGGAUGACAUUGACAAAGUUCGUGACGAUCUUCAGUCCACCAAACAACUUUUAGCUAUUGAAUUAAGAAAUAAAGAGGCACAGGAAAGAGAACAUAAACGAUUAUUAACGAGGAUACAAAACUUAGAAGCAGAGUUAGCAAGGGAGAGAGCAAUUAUUAAACAAGAACAACACAAAACAGUAAUUUCAGUCACUGAUGCUUACGACGAAAGAUUAGUAACUAACCUUAAAAUGGAAGUAGAGAAAGCUAAAGAAACGGCUGAUAAUAUAGAAAAACAAUAUUUAGAAGCUGCAGAAGAAAGAGAUACAGCACAGUCAGAGCUAGAAGAAGUAAAGAGAAGAAAUGCCGAAUUAGAAAAGAAAUUAGAACAAGCUCUUGCGAAUAAAUUCGAAGAGCUUUUACAAUCAGAGGAACCUUUGUCUUUCUAUCAAAAGAACCAACUAGAUUUCUUGAAGCAGUGUAGGUUACUUAACAUUGAUGUAAAUUCGCCAGAAGCUGAAAAAUUAAAAUUGAGUUCGUUUGAUGCUAAUAACAACAAUUUAUAUAAUGCUGCUUUUACUAACAAUAGCUACGAUGAGGGAAUUAUUCCAUCAAACGUUGGGUCGAGACGAUCCAGCCAUGCCAUUCGGCAGUUGUCUGUUACUAAAGACAACAGCUUUGAGGAGGAGGAAGAAUCAGAAGAAGAAGAGGAGGAAAGCGAAGAAAAGAAACAGAAGCGUAUGGAGAAGGAAAUUCGCAAUAUUAGGAAUAAGAUUCGACACCUCAAAGAGAAGCAGGAAAAUAUGAAGAAAGAGAGAAUGGCAUACAAGAUGUCACUGAAGAAUCAACAAGCCUGUCUAAAAGACGAGAAGAAGAAAUAUAAAGAACUCAAGAGAGAAGUCGACAAGAUGGCUGCUAUGAUGAAGGAAGUUGGCUCCGAAGAUGAAGAAGAAGAGGAGGAGGAGGAAGAAGAAUCUGAAGAAGAGAAGAAGAGUGAGACCGAAGAAGAGACUGAGACUGAAACAGAACAAGACACGGAGAGUGAGACGGAGAGUGAAAGUGAACCUGAGGACGCACCUCUCCCAAAGAAGAAAGAAAAUCUCUCGAAACGUCUGAAGAGACAUGAAACUAGAGUCAACGCUUUGAAGAAAGGCAACACUCUACUCAUGGCUAAUGUGGAUCGUCUCAAGGACGACGUGCUGAAACAGAAGGAGGAAUCUAUGUCCUUACAGAAAGAAUUAGAUUCACUUAUUGACGAUCUUGAAUAACUCAUUUAAUUUGACGAUUUCUCAUUUAAUUACGUCACAAAAAUGAUAAUGUUAUUAUUAAAUU
This is a messenger RNA of Aricia agestis (brown argus), 2750 nucleotides long. It is a transcript of the gene sals, whose product is annotated as DNA ligase 1. The record is from RefSeq and is a predicted model, not a curated record. Bases 152 to 2686 code for a protein of 844 amino acids. The transcript has 13 exons. NCBI's taxonomy places the organism in Eukaryota, Metazoa, Arthropoda, Insecta, Lepidoptera, Lycaenidae. Gene Ontology annotation, molecular function: actin binding.